GCAUGCACGUUACACGAUCACACACGUACGCGCGCUCCACUCUCACUAAGGAGCUAAGGAGGUGGGAGGACUCCCUGUCCGUUGGACUAGUGGAAGAAAAAAACGGCGUCUGAAACUCGUCACAAGGCAACGUCGACGCACCGCUGGGAAAUAGUGACACUUAAUUAUUGAUUUCCCAGAAAGAAAGAAAAGAAUAAAAAGAAGAAGAAGGGGAAGAAGGACAGGAGAACGACGGAGAGGCGAAGAAUCGGAGCGGUGCCAUGUCGCCACUCGUAGUUACAGGUUGCUAGCGCAGUUAGCCACCUAGCCGCGGUUAGCUAGCCCUCCGUAAGCGACCAACUUUUCAGCGUUUCCCAAGCAAGCUCAGUCCGGCAAAAUGUGCUAUUUCCCGGGAUGUUUAUCCGCUUGGCCGGGGGCUAGCAUCGGCUGAGUGUCUCAUCUCCCUCCUCGUGUGUUUUUUUUCCUGCUGCACUUUUGGGGGCGGUUUAAUUUGACGAAAAGUGGACUUUGCCCCACGGCUGGUGUAGUGUUAACCCCUUCCAAAGGCCUCCAUUGAUUCUACCAUUGGGAGCAUUUGAAAACUGUUUUUCUAAAGAAGACAAAGUUGGAUUCACGUUCCCCUUUUUUUUUUGCCCGUGUGGAAAAUGGAUGCGGGCAUAGAGAAGGAAUGCAGCGCCUUGGGAGGUCUCUUCCAGCUCAUCAUGAACGACAUGAAGGCCAGCUAUCCCACGUGGGAGGACUUUGCCAGCAAGGGAGUCAAACUUCAGUCGCAGCUCAGGACCACCAUCCUGGUGACGGGUGCCUUCCUGGAUGCUUUUCAGAAGGUUGCGGACAUGGCGAUGGGCUCCAGAGGUGCUACCAAGGAGAUCGGCUCGGCGCUAACCAGGAUGUGUAUGAGACACCGCAGCAUUGAAUCCAAACUCAAGCUUUUCACCACAGCACUGUCAGAAAGUCUCAUCACACCGUUGGAGUUGAAGAUGGACGAGUGGAAGAAAGCGGCCAGUCAGCUGGACAAAGAUCACGCCAAAGAGUAUAAAAAGGCGAGGGCAGAUAUUAAGAAAAAGUCAUCCGAUACUGUCAAACUGCAGAAGAAGGUCAAAAAAGGCAAGGAUGCUGUGCGCGGGCAGCUGGACAGCGCACUGCAGGACGUCAACGUGCGCUACGCCGUCCUGGAGGAGACGGAGAAGAGGGCCGUGUGCCGGGCGCUCAUUGAGGAGCGGGCGCGCUACUGCACCUUUGUCACCAUGCUGAAGCCAGUGCUGGACCACGAGAUCAACGUGCUGGGUGAGGUGACCCACCUGCAGACCAUCCUGGACGAUCUCACCCUGCUGACAGCCGAGCCGAACAAACUGCCACCGGCCAGCGAACAGGUGAUUUUGGACCUUAAAGGUUCUGACUUCAGCUAUACCUACCAGACACCGCCGGCCUCUCCCAGCAACACGCUGUCCAGGAAGAGCAGCGUCAGCAGCUACCAGUCUGGGUCGGUGCGGCACGUCCCUUCCUUGGACUCUAUCAGCUGUGCUGUGGACGGCGUGCACAUCAAGCAGCGCUCCUGCCGCUAUCUUCCUAUGGGCAGCGCCGAAAAUGGCCGCUCCCUCAGCGAAGGGAGCGCUCCCUCUCGCUCAGGCGCCCGACAGGUUGGCCGCGCUCGCUGCGGUUACGCCGGCCGUCGCCCCCCGCCGGGCCGCCGCGUCAGCCGCCGGGAUAUGACCACUGAUGCAGUGGGCUCCACCAAUCAGCUGGCUUCUGCGGGCCUGAGUGGCGAGAACGGCCUCCUGGCGCCUUCUCACAGCGAAAGGGCCCGCGCUAUGUCUACGUCUGGCCAGUCGUGUUCUGCCCGGGAUCAGCUGGCCCUGACUCUGGGUGCCUUGACGGCGGAUGCACCGCGUAGCAGCCGUGACUCACUGCACUGCUCCAGCGGCUACAGCACGCAGACCACCACGCCGUCCUGCUCCGAGGACACUAUUCACACGCACGCUGUAAAGAGAGAGCCUCCCCUCUAUGUUGACUACGAGUCAAUUUCCCUGCACGGGGACAGCGACUCCAUCUCCCUGCACCACCUGUCGCACGGCGGCAACGGGGGCGGCGGCGCCCAGUCAGACUUCGACAAGUCCUCCACCAUCCCCAGGAACUCUGACUUGGGCCUACAGUACCGGAAGUUUGCCCAGUCCAAACGUCCCGCCUCCACCGUCAGCCUGCUGGCCGAGACGGAGCUGACGGGCGGCUCGCACACGGCCACCAUCCGGCGCAAGCCGUCUACCAAGCCCGCGUACCGACGGGGCACCAUCAGCGGCGGCGUGCCCAUCCCCAUCUGCACGCCGCAGGUCCCGGCGGGGGCGACGACCCGGGGCAGCGACGAGAAUGUGUUCAUCGCGACCUCAGGAGGAGGUUUCGGUUACAAUAAACUCUUCGCUUCCACGCAGAGCCUCAGCGCCCUGCCGCUGUCCUCCACCUCAUCAUCCUCGUAUUCGCCAUACUAUCAGCUGGUGCCUGGUCAGAUGCCCAUCCCGGUGCCGGUGCUCACCGUUGCGCCAGAAGGUGCCGUUGCCAAGCAGCAGCAGCAGCAGCAGCAUCUGCAACAGCUCAACCACCAGGCGCAAAUGCAGCAGCAGCAGCAGCAGCAGCAUCUGCAACAGCUCAACCACCAGGCGCAAAUGCAGCAGCAGCAUCUGCAACAGCUCAACCACCAGGCGCAAAUGCAGCAGUUUCACUACGAGCAACAGUUUCAGAAACAGAACCGGCCCCAGAUCAACAGUCAGGUUCAGUUCCAGGCCCGAGUCCAGUUUCAAAACCAGCAGCACAAACAGAAGCUCUUCCAGCAGCAGAAGGCCCAGCUUCAGGCCUCCCAUGCCCAGCGAGAGGACUCCAUCCCAGGCUACUUGACUCAGGAGCAGAACCCACUGCUCUCCAGCCGGGACCAGGACCUGGACCAAGAUCUGGACGUCCCGAUGCAAGUGAGGGGGGACAUGGACAUGCUGAAGCUGAUCAAGGGUGUGAAGCUCAAAAGGACCCUGACCAACGACCGCUCGGCCCCCCUGCUUCCCCCGCCCGUCAAUCACAAUUGAGACGUUGCUUGCCUGAUUUGCGCCUGUUUUUUUUCUGCCUUUUGUUUUACUUGACGGUUCUCCUUUUUGACCAGGACAUGGAAAUCUUGUUAGUCGGCUGACAAAGUCACAGCAAAUUUCUCGAACGUUAUCUGUACAUGUCCACAAGGAGUGAAGCUUUGGCAUUCAGCUCCUCAAUUUCACAUGCAAGGGCAGUACCUAAUUUUCGUUUGUCGAUGUUAGAGUUGGUCACUCUUAUUUUGGCUUGCACAAUGCAAAAAAAGAAAAAAGCUUUAAGUUCUUUUUUAAGAGCCAACUUAUUUUUUUUUAAUCUUUAACAGUCAUUUACUUGAACCCUGUGAAUUCAUAUGGAAAGUUCAACUUAGAAAAAAAAUCCUGGUAUUUUGUAGUCUAUUAGUUAGUGAGGGGUCACUUCCUGCUUGCAAGAAUUCUGGCUGUCUGACCUGGGUGCGCUUGAUGCGCUUCUCCCAAUUGGCUCAGCUUUCUUUAGAUAACCACCAUGAAUGACACUUAGGCCUACUUUAGUCGCUUGUAUUUUCAAAUGCGGAUCCAUUUUCUUUUAUUUUUCAAUGCUGAUCUUUCCAACAGUAAUUCAAUGUUGACUGAACAUGAGGACUGCAAAUAAGUUGGAGGAAAAGGAGCUGAGUCAGCAGUUUAGGGAAUGAACAGAAUCCUCCCAGUUGAGCUGUAGUGCUUAAUUUUUGAAGUGUAGUUUUAUUCUUCGUGGACCUCAUAGCGGGGCUAUGAGGAGGAAAGCUCAAAAUGUUCCCGUUGCUUUACUCGUUUUGGCCGCAUGAUGGUGCUCUUCGCUUUUGGGAUCGAGUUCAGGGUUAGAGAAGCUUUUAUUCAGUCCAUGCAACAAUUCUAUGAAAAAAAAAGUUCCUUUGAGGUGUUUUAGAAUACUCAUUGUUGUUUUUAAUUUAGUAUGAGAAAGUAAAAAUAGUAAAAAAAAAGAUUUUUUGUGUGCCUCUUAUAUGCUGUGCAGGUUUGGCGAAUUGACUUAGUCUUUGUUGGACGUUCAAGUUUUGAUUUCUGGUCUGGCCGGUGGUCGCCACGGUUACAGCUCAAAUGGCUUUCUCUUGUUCUGUCUGGUUGUACAUAUUCCUUUAGAAAUAUCUGUACAUGCAUAUUGUAUUUUUCUGCAUCGGCUCCGUCAGGUAUGACGCCGACGUGCUAUUUUUGUAGGAGGUCCUUCAAAUGUCCUGGCAAGGGCACCAACUAAUAGAAUGUACUUUUUCGGUUAUUGUUGUUUUUUUUUUUUCUUCCUCCAGUCCCGUCACUCUCCUCGCGUGCCAUCACAUCAUAAUUAUAUCGAGAGUGCUCGUCAAAAAAAAUACUGCUGUCUUUUUUUCAUCCCCACUUGUCCAUGUAUUUGGCGCAGCAGAGAUGGGCUUCAUAAAUCACGUAAAUCGUUAAAUGCUAGAGAUGAAGAGUAAAAUAAUUGAGGCACAAUGGAGGUCGCCGCUUGUGUUUGCUGUCCAAAGAAAUCCAAUAUGAUGUCAGAGGAUCAAUGGAGGGCCGUUGCUGAAGAAAGAGGAGUUAAGAACUUUCAUUGUUGAGGCUUGAUUUGGAAAAAGGUGUAAAUUUUUGUUAACUUUAUUUUUUAUAAGUGCAUAGCAAACAUGAUUAAAAGCUACAAAAUGCUACUUGUUACAAGUAAGUAUAAGUCUAAUUUUUGGAAUGAUGAAACACACGCGUGUUUUUUUCUUUUCCACCGCUUUAGAAAUGAAUUGAAAACACAAAGGCCUCAAUAUUGUAAUUAGGUUUUUGUCCUACUGUGUAUUGAAUUAUUUCUGGAGUUUUCAGUUGAUGAUUAAACAUGGAGCAGGUCACGCUGCUCCAUGAAUAUUUGAAACAAA
Messenger RNA from Syngnathus acus (greater pipefish), 4924 nucleotides. RefSeq names its product MTSS I-BAR domain containing 1 (gene mtss1). Gene Ontology annotation, biological process: cell projection assembly; plasma membrane organization. Gene Ontology annotation, cellular component: actin cytoskeleton; cytoplasmic side of plasma membrane. The record is from RefSeq and is a predicted model, not a curated record. Gene Ontology annotation, molecular function: actin binding; phospholipid binding. Lineage: Eukaryota; Metazoa; Chordata; Actinopteri; Syngnathiformes; Syngnathidae. The transcript has 15 exons. The coding region runs from base 645 to 3065 and encodes 806 amino acids.